CGCCCUCGAUUGUUUACACACCGGCCACCAUUUAUGUUUCCCCCGUAGCUGCGGAGACCAUUAGUAACGCACUAAAUCUGCUGAACGCGAAUUUUUUAUCUAUAAAACUGCAAUCAUGAGAUCUUUAAUAACUCCUUUGAUUCGUAGGAUGUCUACAGGGAACAAAUCAACUAUCUAUGGUUUCACAGUAGCAUCUCUUGAUGGAAAAGAGAGACAAUUAUCUGAUUAUCAAGGAAAAGUCUGCAUGAUCAUCAACGUUGCGUCACUCUGAGGCACAACCACGCGCGACUACCAUCAGCUCAACGAGCUGACGGCCAAGUACGGGUCGCGCGGCUUCGAGGUUCUAGCAUUCCCCUGUAACCAGUUCGGUCAUCAGGAGAAUUGCAAGAAUGAAGAGAUUCUGGACUUGCUGAAAUAUGUAAGACCAGGACAAGGUUAUAGCCCCCAGUUUCCUAUCUUCUCUAAAGUGACAGUCAAUGGCAAAGACACCCACCCCCUCUAUACCUUCCUUAAGACCACCCUCCCCUUUCCCAGUGACCUGGCAGCUGGGGCGGGGUCAGUCCUCAUGAACGACCCUAAAGGAAUCAUCUGGAACCCCGUCAGGCGUUAUGACAUCAGCUGGAACUUUGAGAAGUUCUUGAUAGGGCAAGAUGGGGUACCGUUUGGGAGGUACAGUCCCAAACUACCCCCUGCUGACUUAGCUGGUGAUAUUGAGAAACUUUUGUAGACUUCAAGAUGAGUUUUUAAAAUAUUUAUCUCCAGUUUUGAUUUUCACAAGAUUUUGUCUUUGCUUUAAAAUGAUUUGAGAAUGCUUCCUGUCUGAUUAUAAAGGAAAUCAUUUUUGUAAUCACAUUGAAUUAUCUUUAAACAACAUUUCUAGAAAUUAAGUUCUGUUUUGAGAUAAACUCUCAUGAAGUUCUAAUGAAAUAUUAUCAUCAUGUAGUAAAUUGAAAUCCUUAUGCAUUUGGAGAUUGUGUAGGUCUACAAAAUUAAAAGGAAGUGAUGAAUAUUGUCAUCAUACAAUCAAAUAAAGCUUUCCCAUAAGGGUGAGGAAACAAAGAUUGAAAAUGGUGAAAAUUGCAACACACCUGUGAAAGCACAAACCUUGUUUACCUAUCUAUCAUUUUUGAAGCAUUGUGUGAAGUAAACAAAGCCAAAGGUAGAAAUAAUUUAUUGUGCCACAUAAAACUGCCUCAGGGUUCAUAUCUUAUACUCAAAUACGGCAUUAUUACAAUGUAUGGUCUUUAUACAGUAUUCAGUUUUUACAUACCGGUAUAUUACUUAGUUUGAAUGAAUCUUUUUACUUUAUCAAGAAUCAGCAUGUCUGUUGAUGGGCCUUGAAGAAUGUUCUAUGUAUCAAAUAUGUAUGUUGCUAUGAUUAUAUAAACAUGACUACAAGUUUAGUGUACUAUAUCCUUAGUCAUCCUUUUCUUUAUGCUUAUUUAUUUUCUAACCCGUGCCAAAGAGAGCUUUGUUUACAAUUUUACAAAGACCCUGUACAUUACGCUUCCCUGAUGGACAUUAAUGGGCAUUUAUCCGUUUAAAAAAUGUUUUGAAUCACUUUCAGACUAUCCUGUAAGCCUGGGCCCAUCAUAUUCAGUAUUUAGUAUACCAAGUAUUGUCACUUGUCAAACUUGCCACUAAUGAUAUAAUUUUAAUGCUUAGCCAAUUAUAUAUUUCUAUCUCCAUGUUUCUCAUCCUGAAUGAUUGGUAGAUUUCCUGUAAUAUUAAUUAAUUUAUCUCUUACCUGAUUAUUUAUGUGUAAAAUCAAAUUAAACAGUUUAUAUUUUCUGUGUUCUUUUUAUCAAAGAUCAGUUUUCCAUUAUGAAAGCGUUAUGAACAAUGAAUGAUUUGUAGAUUUCCUGUAAUAUCAAUUGAUUGAUCUCUUACUUGAUUAUUUAUGUGUACAAUCAAAUUCAAACAGUUUAUAUUUUCUCUGUGUUCUUUUUUCAAAGAUCGGUUUUCCUUUAUGAAAGGCUUGUUUUGAACUCUACUUUAGAAGAAACAAAUCUUGAUGCGCCGGAAAAUUGGUCUACUUUUACAGUCCAUCUCAAAGACACCUAGAAAAUAUAAGCUGUUUCAUAUUUGCUUUGACAUCCAUUAGUUUUCAGGUUGUAAGCCUUAUGCAUGUAUUCGUGCCGUGACACUGCAAGUAUUAUUAGAGCACAUGUGCCUUCAUUUUAUGCUUUCUUUAUCUCUUGCAGAUGUCUCCUAGAGUCAAUUCUCGUCUAUGAUGGUAUUGUAUCAAACUCAUAUUAAGAGAGAGCAAUGCUGGAUGCUUUAGAGAAUGGAUUCAACCGCAAGGUGUGGUACAUGUGCAAGAGAUAAAGCAAUCAUUUGUAAUAAUGUUUGUCUAUGCAUCCUAGAAUAGAGAAAGAAAAAAUAUAUAUUAUUAAACAGCCCACCAAGUAAA
Strongylocentrotus purpuratus (purple sea urchin) is the source of this 2413-nucleotide messenger RNA. RefSeq names its product glutathione peroxidase 1. Gene Ontology annotation, molecular function: glutathione peroxidase activity. Lineage: Eukaryota; Metazoa; Echinodermata; Echinoidea; Camarodonta; Strongylocentrotidae. Gene Ontology annotation, biological process: response to oxidative stress. The record is from RefSeq and is a predicted model, not a curated record. The transcript has 3 exons.